Messenger RNA from Osmerus eperlanus (European smelt), 6951 nucleotides. Its product is annotated as fer-1-like protein 4. Lineage: Eukaryota; Metazoa; Chordata; Actinopteri; Osmeriformes; Osmeridae. Gene Ontology annotation, biological process: plasma membrane organization. Gene Ontology annotation, cellular component: membrane. The record is from RefSeq and is a predicted model, not a curated record.
GAAGUGGUGGAGAAGUUCAGUGUUCUGAGAAAACAGAACAAGAGGAUAGAACUUUGGGACGUUCGGAACUGUGGUGGCAGCAUGUGAAUCUGACGGAACUGAGACCGAGGGACCAGAGGACGAUGUGAGAGCGCUGGGACUCUGUAGAACCAGGGUGUGAGAGCGCUAGUAGACUGCCAGGACUCGGACAUGUCGAUCACUGUCAGCCUGAAGAGGAUCACUAACCUCCCAGGGAGGUACGAUCGCAAGGUGGAACUCUCUUUCAGAGGGUUCACACAUAAAACCAAGAUCCUUCAGUGUGAAAACCUGGCCAUCUUCAAUGAGCAAUUCCGAUGGCCUCAUUAUGGGAAAGGGAUCGGAAACGAGGUUCUGACUAUCAGUGUCUACAACUGCAGCAAAGUCUUCAGCAACAGGCUGAUAGGGAAGCUGGUGGUCGGCCUGCAACACGUGGUGACGUCAGGACGAAUGGUGCUGAGAGAACGUCUGACUGCAGCCAACUACAGCCUGACUGAUAUGUAUGUGGAGCUGGAUAUUCGAUACCAGCCCAUCCAGGGAUCAGCUGGAGGCUGGGAGGGAGACGAGUUCCUGGACUUGGAGGACGGAGACGAGUCAGGGCUGGUGAUCCGGAACACAGCGUUUGCAGAUGCAGGGCCCAGGCAGGCUCUGCGACCUGAGCAUCUGGACCGGGCUGCCCGGAGGAUCGGCCGGGAGCUGCUUCGCACUGGAGACGAGGAUGACGAAGAUGGUGAUGAUGAUGACGAUGACUUUGACAUGGAUAGUAUGGAGACUUCCAACAUGACAUUCACACCCAUACUGAGUCGUUGCAGGGCUCUGUCCAGACAUGGCCAGACUGCCAUUCCCAGAGUCCAGAGCUUCCAGGUGAAUGUUAGCAUCCUGGAGGCUCAGAAGCUGCAGGGAGUGAACAUUAACCCUGUAGUGUUCCUCCGUGUGGAGAAGGAGAAGAGACACACCGCUACUCAGAAGUCCACCAACUGUCCCUUCUACAAUGAGAACUUUGUGUUUGAGUUCCAUGAGACUCAGGAUGUCUUGUUUGAUAAAGUCAUCGAAAUGACGGUGGUCAACAAGAAGUUGCUGGGACUCCUGAUGAAACGCAUCGGAAUGUUCAAGAUCGACAUCAGCACCGUCUACAGCCAGCCAGACCACAGUUUCCACCAGAAGUGGGCUCCUCUGACCGACCCAUCCGACACCCGCUCAGGGAUCCGGGGAUACGUCAAGGCCAGCAUCACCGUGGUGAGGAAGGGAGACGACCUCAGCAUACCGUCAACCGGCGCCAAGAACGACGAGAUCGACAAGAACCUGCUGCUGCCCAGGGGGAUGCCAGCGGAGCGGCCCUGGGCCCAGUUCCUGGUGAGGGUGUACCGGGCCGAGGGUCUGCCCAGCAUGAGCGCUGGCUUCCUGGGGAACUUCUCCAAGAUGAUGGACAGGAACGUCUUCAUAGACCCCUACGUCCAGGUCACCUUCGCUGGGCAGCAGGGAGAGACUUCCGUGGUGUCAGGCACCAACAGUCCCACGUGGAACGAGCAGAUCUCCUUCAUCGAGCAGUUCCCACCCCUUGCUCGACGAAUCAAAAUCCAGAUCCUUGAUGAUGCUAAUAUUGGCGAUGUCGCUGUGGCAACACACUUCCUGGACCUUCAACAGAUCUCUGACCCAACCAGAAAUGGGUUUGACCCAACCUUCGGCCCUUCCUGGAUCAACCUGUACGGUUCUCCCAGGAACUCAGCCCUGAGGGACGUCCACCAGGCCAUGAACGAGGGGCUGAGCGAAGGCAUCUUCUACCGCGGACGGCUCCUGUUGGGCCUCAGCGUGGAGGUCUACUCCUCGCCCAACUCUGCUGCCGCGGACACCCAACCCUCCCCCGGCGUGAAGGGGGCGCUGGGCCGCCUGAAGAGGAGGAGCAAGAAAACCAAGGAGAGGAAGCAGGAUGCUGGAUCUGCAGUGGAGUCAGAAGAGGCAGGCAUGGAGGUACCAGAGGCAGUCACUGUGGAAGUGAAGGAGGUCCACCCCAUGCCUGAGGGUUUGGUGGGAGAGAAGGAGGAGUUUCUGCUGUUCGCCUCCUUUUUUGAAAUCACCAUGAUGGACCCUGUCAUAGGGAGCAAGUCAAUCACCUUCGAACUGUCUAUAGGGAACUAUGGGAAGGUGGUGGAGGUGGCGAAGUCCAAAAAAAGUGGCAGCAAGGAGGAGCUUAGCAGGAGCAGAGAUGAUCUUUCCAGGAGCAGGGAUGACCUACGCAGGAGCAGGGAUGAUCUUUCCAGGAGCAGAGAUGACGUGAGCAUAGGCAUGGAGGAUCUGAGCGAUGACGGCCAGCCUCUGUUGGGGUCUGAAGACGAGCUGGAGAGGGGGCAGCUCUUGGACCCUGGGCCUUUGGACAGGUCUGUAUCCAAGCCGAGAAAACCACAGCCCACUGAGUUUGACAGGUCGUUCCGCUGUGUUCCCCUCAGGGGAGAGAAGCCCUGUCUUUACCUCUGGUGCUGCUUCGAGGACCACAGCUUCCGCUAUUACAGUUCUAAUUGGUUACACAAGAUUGCUGACAGGCUGGAGAUAGGUUUGGAGGAGGUGGAGGGUCUUCUGAAGAGGCCGAGGAACAGGGUCAAGGACCUCCUGGGGGAGGUUCUCACAGAGUUUGUGGCCAGCUGCAAACAGUACUGCUCCAAUGCAUUCAAGAAGGGAGCUUACAAACCCAACAACCUGGACAAACGCAGACGAGAGUUGCUCCGGAAGAGAAUCCUGUUGCUGGCCAGGGCAGCGCUGCGUGCCAGGAGGAGGGUGACCAGGAGGACAGCUCCAGAGAAGCUGUCAGAAGCAAACAAGAUCCUCAAGAAGCUCCUACAGCUCGCCAAAGAGCCCCAGAGCACCCUGCCAGAUGUGUUUCUGUGGAUGCUGAGUGCAGGGCGGAGGCUGGCCUACUGCCGGAUCCCCUCACACUCCAUCCUGUUCUCUCUGGUGGAGGAGCAGAGAGGCAAGGACUGUGGCAAGCUGUCCACCGUCUACAUGAAGACCCCUGGUGGCCCUGUGGGAGAGAUCUUCGCCAAGCUCGAGGUGUAUCUGUGGCUGGGCAUCACCAAGUACGCCAAAAACUGCACCAUCAGCCUGCCUGGAGAGUUCCUGCCUGUCUGUGAGCCGAUGCCAGCUGGGGUGCCCAUGCCCACCAACAUGCCCCCCAUCUCCCUGACCUGCCAGGACAGUCGUUACUUCCAGCUGCGUUGCCAUAUGUACCAGGCACGUGGCAUCAUCGCUUCAGAUGACACCGGUCUGUCGGACCCCUUCACCAAGGUGCUGUUCUCCACGCAGUGCCAGGUCUCACGGAUCCUGAACCAGACCCUGUCCCCUACCUGGUGUGAGCUGCUGCUGUUUGACAGGAUCUUGAUUGAGGGCACCAAGGAGGACCUGAGGGAUGACCCUCCAAUCAUCGUCAUCAGCCUCUACGACUUCGAUGUCAUGGGAAAAAAUGACUCUCUGGGCCGGGCGUUUGCAGAGCCAGAGUUGAAGUUUGUGGAGGAGCCUUACAAGAAGCCUGGACUGAAGUUCUUCAACAUCACCAGGGGGCGUUCCCAUGCUGGCCAGCUUCUGGCAGCGUUUGAGCUGAUAGAACUGGACUACUCCUGCUUUGGAGAGCCGUCCCUCAAUGCAGAUGUGGACCCUCAGGAGCCCCAGUUCCUGGACGAGGAGAGGUGCUACGUCAUACCUGAGGGUGUCCGGCCAGUCCUCAAGACCUUCAGGAUAGAGGUGAGGGGUGUUGUUCUGGGCCUGAGGGACCUGUGCAGGGUGAACCUGUUCGAGGUUGAGCGGCCCCAGGUGAGGAUAGAGUGUGCGGGCCACUGUCUGGAGUCGGAGGAGAUGGAGAACUAUAAAGUCACACCCAACUUCAAGGAGAUCGUCAGACACUUCCAUGUGGACCUUCCAGAGCAGGUAUACCUGCACCCGCCCCUCACCAUCUUCGUUCUGGAGCAGCGUGCGUUCGGGCGCAUGGUGCUGGUCGGCACACACGUGGUCCAGAGCCUGAUGGCCUUCGGGCCCCAGAAACCUGGAGACUGGGAUGAGGAGGAGGAGGAGCCUAAGAGGCCAGUGAAGCCCUCCAUCCGGAAGACCACCCCUCUGGUCACAAUGAAGACCAUGCAGCUGGGAAACCUGCCCAUCAAGAUGUCCAAGAUCCCAAAAAACCUGAUUCCGUUUCAGAAGCAGAAGAAGAAGGAGGAGCUUGAGGAGGAUGUCCCAGAGAAGGAAGAACUGGAUUGGUGGUCAAAAUACUAUGCAUCACUGGAUGAGCUGGCGAAACUGCAGGCGGAGAAUGAGGAAGACCUUGAAGAUCAACAGGAAACAGAUGUAGCCAAUAUGACAUUGGAAGGUUUGGAGGAGGAGAUAGAAGAGGAGGUAAAGGAGAUCGAACUACCCAAACCCAAGCGCAAAAAAAUAUCUACUAUCCAGUUUUUCUUACCGCUGAUUGAACUGUACUUUUCGGACUUUAUUGUCCCCAUGGUGCAAGGUACUGUAUGUUACAAAACAAACAUUGAUCAGCAUGAUGUGUUUUGGUUUCCUCAGGGCUCCUUCCUCAUCUACCCCAUCUCUCCCGAGGACGAGGAGGCUGAGUGUCAGAUCACCAAUGGACUUCCACGCAACGCCCCCGUCAAGGUUCUGAUCAGGGUGUACAUGGUGAAGGCCACCAACCUGGCCCCUAUGGACCCCAACGGGAAGGCUGACCCCUACCUGGUUCUGAAGGUGGGUCAGCAGAAACAGGACACCAAGGACCGCUACCUGCCAAAACAGCUCAACCCCGUGUUUGGAGAGGUUUUUGAGAUUAGCGUGUCGUUCCUGGAGACAGUGCUGACAGUGUCUGUGUAUGACCACAACACCCUGGGAUCUGAUGACAUCAUUGGCGAAACAAGCAUUGACCUGGAGAACCGCUUCUACAGCCGCCAUUACGCAGGCUGUGGCAUUGCACUGUACUACGACCGGGAUGGUUAUAACAUGUGGAGGGAUUCCAAGAAGCCCACUGUCAUCCUGGCAGAAUUCUGCCUGAAGAACGGCAUUCCCUCUCCGGAAUACCGCGAGUCGGAGGUCAAAGUCCUGAACAAGAUCUUCAAGGUUCCACCUGAAGCCUUUCCUGAAGAGCUGCUGAAGAAGAACAACCGUUCCCCCGAGGAGGAGGCAGAGCUGGAUGAACACAAGGCCCUGAGUGUGCUGCAGCGCUGGGGGGAGAUGAGGGAGUUCUGCCUGGGAGCCUGCCCCCUGGUGCCCGAGCACGUGGAGAUGCGCUCACUGUGGAAUUCGGACAAGCCAGGACUUCCCCGGGGUUUUGCCCACAUGUGGAUAGACAUGUUUCCUGUUGACAUUCCACCACGUCCACCAAUCGACAUCAAGCCACGCCUACCAAUACAGUAUGAGCUGCGGGUGAUCAUCUGGAACACGGAUGACGUGGUGCUGGGUGUCAACCCUUUCACAGGCACCGCCUCCAGCGACAUCUACGUCAAAGGCUGGAUCAAAGGGCUUGAGAAGGAGAAGCAGGAGACGGAUGUCCACUUCCACUCUCUGACCGGCGAGGGGAACUUCAACUGGCGUUUUGUCUUUCGCUUCGACUUCCUGCCCACAGAGAAGGAGAUCAUCUACAAAAAGAAGGAGACCAUCUUCUCCAUGGACGAGGUGGAGUUUCGCCAGCCUGCUGUUCUGAUGCUGCAGGUCUGGGACUAUGACCUCAUCGGAUCCAACGACUUCCUGGGCUCCAUCGAGCUGUGUCUGCCUGACAUGGUGAGGGGAGCAAAGUCCUCAAGCCAGUGCAGCAUCAAGAUGGCCAAGGACCGAGCCACACCACGCUUCUCCCUCUUCCGCAGCAAGAGGAUCAAGGGCUGGUGGCCACUGGUCAAGCCCAAGAGCCAGGAGGACAUAGAGAGGGAGAAGAAGGAGGAGGCCGAGGACAUGAAGAAAGGAGGAAAGAAGAAGAAGAAGAGCAAACGCAGCAAGAUGAACGUUGAGGACCUGGAGUUCACAGAGAGCGGCGUCACCUACCUCCUCAUGGGGAAGGUGGAGGCAGAGAUCCAGCUGGUGAUUCUUGAGGAAGCAGAAAAAGCUCCUGUUGGGAAGGCCCGGAAGGAACCAGAACCUCUGGACAAACCAGAUCGACCAAACAUGACGUUCAGCUGGUUCAUCAACCCACUGAAGACGUUUGUGUACUUCAUCUGGAGGAACUAUAAGAAGUACAUCAUCGCCCUGGUGGUCCUGGUGGUGCUGGCGCUCUUUCUCGGCCUCGUCCUCUACACCAUCCCCGGACAGAUCAGCCAGGCCAUGUUCAACGGCUGACGUCCACAAGCGUGUCAGAGAUCACAAUCAAAACACUGUCUUCCAAUUCCGAGGGCUUAAUCUGCAGUUCACGCCAAUUUUUCGUUCAUUUUGUACUGCAGGAAAGGGAGCGUCGAACGACUACAACGCUCGUUCCCAAAGGUUUGUUAGUAAACAAGGCUGAUUGAGAGUUUAACUUUGACGACUGAGGUUUAGAAUAGAAGUUUCAGUUUAUGAUGUGGAGGGGGUACUCUUCAGCUGGAGAGAAAUUUGACUUUCUUCCUGUCUGAAACAAUACAACACAAACUUCUUUAGAUUCUGAUUUCAAUUAAAGAUGGAACAAUGAACUGUGAUGAAACACAGAACAAUGAUACAUACUUACUGAUGAUGUGUUUACUGAUUUAUAUAUAUUUGAAAUGUUUAAUCUGUGCCAUUUUUGUAUUUCAAUACACACGAAAACACUGUUAAAUGAACUGUAUCAUUUAAAAAUAAUAUUUAAAGCGCAAGCUCCAACGGAAAUUGGAUUCUAAAAAGUAGGUGUUCAAUAAGUGUAAUGAGUUUAGUACCAGCUGGGAUUCAUUUGAAAAACGCAAUGAGCAUGGUGGUAAUGUCAACGUUGAUCUGAGUUUGGAUGUUCAAUUUAAAUAAACCUCAUAUCCAGCA